This is a messenger RNA of Fragaria vesca subsp. vesca, 537 nucleotides long. Its product is annotated as probable disease resistance protein RF45-like. Gene Ontology annotation, molecular function: protein binding; catalytic activity; ADP binding. Gene Ontology annotation, biological process: defense response to other organism; trehalose biosynthetic process. The record is from RefSeq and is a predicted model, not a curated record. The transcript has 2 exons. Lineage: Eukaryota; Viridiplantae; Streptophyta; Magnoliopsida; Rosales; Rosaceae. Bases 15 to 419 code for a protein of 134 amino acids.
UGCGAUUUCGCAACAUGGAUGAAUUGAAAAAGGUGGGACAUGAGUAUUCCCUCGAAUCAUCCUCAUCUUCAUCAUCAUCACUUGAAGUCACUUCAUUCCCAAAUCUGAAGAAACUGGUGUUCUACUACCUGCGGGAGUGGGAGGAGUGGGAAGGAAUGCCAGCUGGGUUGAGUAAAGAUUCUCUUGCAAGUAUUAAGGUAAUGCCAUGCCUUUCUACAUUAGAGAUUGAUUACUGUCCCAAGCUGAAGACACUGCCAGACUUCCUUUGGAAGACCCCGCUGCAGAAUUUGAGCAUCGAUAGAAGCAGGAUUCUCGAAGAAGGCAUGGAGUGGCACAAGAUCUCUCACAUCCCAAACAUCAAAAUUGGUAAUAAGUUCGUACAAAAAGACGGAGUCAAAAUCCGACAAGAAGAGAAUUGAGUUCAUCAUGUCAUCCCAUCUCGUCUGCCGCUUCAUCUCUCUGAUUCAGAUCGCUUCAUACGAGCACUUGAGGUUCCUCAAGUCCAAGAACACAUUAGGGAACUAAAAGAAAGAUUUG